AUGAUUGGUAGCGGCAGCUUGCAUCUUCCUUUUCUGCGCUGGCUGGCCGGGAACCCGCCGCCGCCAUGAAUGACACGGUGACCAUCAGAACGAGGAAGUUCAUGACAAACAGACUGCUUCAGCGCAAGCAGAUGGUGAUAGAUGUUCUUCAUCCUGGGAAGGCCACAGUCCCCAAAACAGAAAUCAGGGAAAAGCUGGCAAAAAUGUACAAGACGACCCCUGAUGUAAUUUUCGUCUUUGGCUUCAGAACUCACUUUGGUGGUGGCAAGACAACAGGUUUCGGCAUGAUCUAUGAUUCUCUGGACUAUGCAAAGAAAAACGAACCAAAGCACAGGCUUGCCAGGCAUGGCUUGUAUGAAAAGAAGAAGACUUCUAGGAAGCAGCGAAAGGAGCGUAAGAACAGAAUGAAGAAAGUGAGGGGCACAGCCAAGGCAAAUGUUGGUGCUGGCAAAAAGAAGAAAUGAAGUAUCUAGAAGUAACUAAACAUGCUUCAGAUGGAAAAUGGAUAACAGACUAUGUUAUUCUAUGAAGAAGUGUAGAAAGAAUUAUUCUGGAAAGAAGCUGCUCAUCUGGCUUUAACAUCAAAUAAACUAUGUCAAUAAAA
This is a messenger RNA of Tyto alba (common barn owl), 604 nucleotides long. It is a transcript of the gene RPS24, whose product is annotated as ribosomal protein S24. The transcript has 8 exons. The coding region runs from base 66 to 464 and encodes 132 amino acids. Gene Ontology annotation, cellular component: ribosome. Lineage: Eukaryota; Metazoa; Chordata; Aves; Strigiformes; Tytonidae. Gene Ontology annotation, molecular function: structural constituent of ribosome. The record is from RefSeq and is a predicted model, not a curated record. Gene Ontology annotation, biological process: translation.